AGUAUGCCGGCGAUGUUCGUUGAUAACGGUUCGCGCUGUGUUUGAUCAAACCGUUCGUGGAGACUCACGUGUUUAUUUGUUUACCUUACUUUUCGUCCCGAUUUCCUCGCGAUCGCGGAUUUUUCGAGGAGCAGUUUCGUCGGAUUUUCUCCUGCUCUGAGAGGUGCGUUUUUUUGGUUUUUCACGAGCGGCGAAAAUUGGGAACCGGUGGAAAAUUGCGAGGUUCAGCAAAAUGUAACCGUGCCCAAAUGUGCUAAAGCUCGUCAGUAUGCCGCAGACUGUAUUAAGAGGAGUCGGCCAUCACAAUCACAACCAUCACAAUCACAGCCAUCACAAUCAGAACGGUCAUGUAGUGCAAAACGGUCAAAAUGGCUUCGUUUCCAACGGUUACAAUGGUCAUACCAAUGGUCAUGCCAAUGGUCAUGCCAAUUACGGUGGAUUUGGUUACAACGGCCAUCCGCCGAUGUACCAUCAAAAUGGCCAUGCGAAAUCUAAUGGGCAUGCAGGUGCAAAUGGAAGCGCACGAGCGUAUAUGAAUGGACAUGCUGUUAAACCCGAAGACAAACUAUCAACACUAUCCAGGUAUUGCACGACGGAUCGUCGAAAAAAUGCAACAAACUACAAUGCUAUCAGGCGGUCCUGCAGAGAGCGAGGAUGCCUUUACGAGGAUCCGGAUUUUCCAGCAGGAGCUAAGGCAUUGUACCACCACAAAAAGCCUCCGUUAAGUCCCAUAAUAUGGAUGAGACCGCAUGAAAUUUGCCAACGACCGCGAUUCCUGGACGAUCCGAACGACGAAAACAGCAAAAACUUCUCAGUGGAACCGGGAGAAUUGGGCGAUCAGUGGCUUCUCGCAGCCGUCGCCUCGCUGGCUCUAACCCCCAAAUUCCUGGACCGAGUGGUGCCCCCCGAUCAAGGAUUCGACGCCGCCCACUCUUAUUGCGGCGCUUUCAGGUUUCGCUUUUGGCAUUUCGGCGAAUGGAGAGACAUCAUCGUCGACGACAGGCUUCCCACGCACAAAGGUCGAUUGGUCCACUUGCAUUCCUCGAACAGCUCCGAGUUUUGGGCCGCUCUUCUCGAGAAGGCCUACGCCAAAUUCUACGGAUCCUACGAGCAACUCCUGCACGGAUCCACCACGCGCGCCCUGCAGGAUUUAACCGGCGGCAUCGUGCAAAGCUUCGGCUUGUCCCAUCAGGAUCGAUUCCUCACGUUCCAAGUGCUCAACAGCGCUGUUCCUAGAUCUAGUCUUCUAAUCGCGACCAUUACUCAAGAGAAGGAGGGCAAGCGGCGUUUGAGGUUGCGCAACGGCCUGAUAACUCAGCACGCUUACAGCGUGACCGGCCUGGCGAGAGUUAGAGGGAUCAAUGGUGAAGUGCCUUUAGUCAGGCUGCGAAAUCCUUGGGCUAAAGGCGAAUGGACGGGGCCUUGGAGCGAGCGCUCGUGGGAAUGGGACGGUUUGUCGAAUAGAGACAAAGAGCUGUUGAGUGUUAGAGUCACCAACGAUGGGGAAUUUUGGAUGUCUUUCGACGAUUUCUCCAGGCACUUUACGCAGCUGGAUUUGGUGCACAUCGGUCCUGAUGAUUGGAUGAUGGAAGGGGCGUUGCAUUCGAAGCAGCCUUGGAGGGCUGUGUUGGCUAGGAGAAGAUGGAGAGCUGGCUACAACGCGGGAGGAGGUCCCACUUACACCGAAACUACAUCGAUGAAUCCCCAGUUCCACGUGCAAAUACCGCGAACCACGACGAACAAAUGCCACGUGGUGGUGUCCAUAACUCAGUAUUAUGAGACCAAUUCGUCGGAAUCGAAGAAGAAGAGGUUGCUUUACGCCAUAGGCUUUGCCGUUUACGAAGUGCCGCAUUCGAUGCAACGACUGACCACGCAUUUCGUUACAGAACAGAAACCUUUGGAUGUAACGAAUCACUCGGUGGCGAGGGAGGUUGUGACUUUCUUCACGUUACCCCCAGGGGAUUAUAUCGUCGUGCCCCAAACGAAUAUUCCGAAUUUAGACGGGAAAUUUCUGUUGAGGAUAUUCACCGACGAACAGAGUAAUAUUUGGGAAGUUAAUGAAGAUAACAUGAUUAUCAGAAAUAUAGCUUCAGAAUUUAUGGAUGAUUCAAAUUCACCUUCUUCUGUUGAAAGCAAAAUGAGUCUAACAAAAUUGUUAUUAAAAUUCCCUCCGGAGGUCGAUGCUAGUCAAUUACAAAAAAUCUUGAAAACCCAUUGGAAGUUGUAUCUUUCAGAGAAACCGAGUCUAGAAUUAUGUAAAAGUCUGAUUAUGCUAAGAGAUUUUAAUAUCAGCGGAAAAAUUAUCUUAAUGGACAUUCCGAUCUUGAUGCAAAUGCUGCAAUAUUGGAGGGUGGCCUUUCAGAAAUUCGAAAAGAGCCACAACAGCGGCAAAACGUCGAGUUAUCAUUUACGAGGGUUGCUUUGGGAAGCUGGAUGUACUGUUAGCAAUAAAGUUUUGGAAUGUCUAAUACUUAGAUUCACUAGAAAUAGGAUACUCACCGCUGAAAAUUACAUCAUGGCUCUCGUACGACUGCACCUUUCUCAUGAGAGAUAUCACAAUUUGGAUACGAAAAUAAAAACAAAUCCAUUGUCUCUUGAAGAAAUGAUCUUGAUGACUAUUUAUUCGUGAAAUAUUUUCCGCUUUUUUUCGGGCAAUUACAAAACCAAAGAAAAAUUGUACAUAUAAUUUAGUAAUGUUGUAGAUUUUUGAAGCGAAUAUUAUGCUAUGUAAAUUAUUGUAUAAACAAAUUGUACCUAUAAAAAAAUUAAUAAUUUAUUUAUUAGUAACCGAUAUGCAAUAACUGUGCAAUGUGAAGUAAAAACGUAUUUUUUUAUUAUGGUAAUAAAAUUGUAGAUCAGUAACAAAUAUACAAUAAACUGAA
This is a messenger RNA of Phyllotreta striolata, 2882 nucleotides long. The record is from the annotation of a GenBank genome assembly. NCBI's taxonomy places the organism in Eukaryota, Metazoa, Arthropoda, Insecta, Coleoptera, Chrysomelidae.